AGGUCUAGAUGACCACUGUACCGUUGUUUUAGACUCUUUUAAACGCGAUAUUCGUCGUCAGGAGCCCAAGUUGUACUAGUCCUGUUACUCUCGAACAACUCGGAUAAAGUCGAUGUAAUUGUGAUACACUUUUGAAAGAAUCACCCAGUUGGCAUAUACCUAAGUUCUUUUAGUUUUUGCUUCUCUAUGGAAUGAUGUAUUACUGAAGUUUAAUUUAAAAAUAGUUAAGCUUUGAAAAUUUAACAUUUUAAUUUAUAAUUUCAGCUUUGUACUAGAGACUCGAAUUUCUUUUAAAACGAAGCUUAUUCUGUUCUGAAUAUAACCAUAACCGCAAAACUGUUUCAUGUACAGCCACGUCUUCCAGAAAUCUAUCUUUUUAAGAUCAGGUAUGCCAGAACUCACGGUUUUCUAAUAACCCGGCUUCGGAGCCUAUUAAAACACAUAAGUGAGCCAAAAGAAAGAGCAUAGUACAAAACCUCUAAACCCGGAGUUUAAGUUGGAUUGGAUCAGUCGCUCUGGAGUUAGUUUUUCAUGUAACAUGCCUAUUCUGUUUAAAUUUUGUCUUAAGUGUCGUUUGCUGCAAGUGUCUAUAGAGACAAUAAUGACCAAAAUGUAACUCCUAACUUUUUUGAUUUAUGGGCUUUUAUAUAUUUUCGAUCUCAGGUAAAUGCAAAACUGUUUAAUAUCUUUUCCAAUGAACCAUCGCUUCUAUGACGAUGGUAUUGUACUUUUGGAUUUCUGAGGGUUUGGCAUUUCUAAUGAUGAUCCACGAAAAUAUAAGGUCUAAAAGCGGAUUUUGGCAUGACCCUGUAUCCAAAACUAUAAUAAGAGAUUCUGGACGUCAUGCUGAGUUAAUACAAAGUUGUUCUGAUCCGGAGAUUUCUGUUGUUCUGAUUUUGAAUGUCUGAAAAUCCUUGUCGGCACAGCUUUUGGCAGGUUUAAAAUUAUACGACAAAAUAUUUACUAGAAACCAUCUGGCAUCGGUUUAACUGUUAAAAGACAAUCAAUUUCUUGAGAUCAUGUUGCAAUCAAUUUGACUACGGUGGGACGAUCUCGCUUCUGGCACAGUAAACCGCGCAUGCUAAAUUCUUUCGGUAUGCUUUUUCUUCUCAAGGAAAAGGUAAAAAGUAAGCUAGAUUUUAUGCUGAAUGCAUACAGUCUGAACAAUUUAUCUUGAGACAUAUAUAUAUGUAAACCAAUAUAUGUUAGGAUGGCUUCUGGAAACGAUAGCUAUUUUGUUUAGUUUCUAAUGCAUGUUACGUGUACCUGUUCAUAACUGUGUCAAAAUAAAUGUUGUUGCUUGUAUAAACUAUAGAAAGAACUGAAAAAUAAAUGUCGAUAUUCUAAAAUUAUCUGCGUUACGAAGCUCCUCUAAAGAUACCUGCCAUAAACGACUGCAAUCUGCAAUGCUAGUCUAAAGAUAUUGCUUACUAAUGCGAUUUCCAGCCCGAUAAUUAUAUUUAGAAGAGAUACAUCUUAUACUCUUGACGAUGGACUGUCGUAUUUAAUAAAAUUUCAUUAUUACUUAUAGUAAGCUCUUCAAGCACAACACCGAGUACAACACGGAGUACAACGCCUAGUACAACAUGGAGUACAACACUGAGUACAACGUCAAUACCCAGUUCUGUUGUAUUUUCGGAUACAUUUUCAGCAUGUUCAGCUAAUACCGGAAUAUGUACACCAUUUAAUGGUUUAGUAGCAAAUUAUUCAACUGGGAAAAUACUUUCGACUUUUGGUUUAGAUAAUUUUAAUAAUCUAACAGUAGUUCAUGGAUUCGGAAUGGCCGUGAAUGAUACCGUUGCAUUUGGUAUUAACGCAUUUACAAACACUAGUAUGUCGUCUGGUACGUUUGUGUUGAUCGAUACGAAAAGUGGUGCAUAUAUUCAAAGUGAUGAACUAACAUACUUGAAUGUAAAUGAUUCGAGUAACUGGCUUGGGUUUUUUAACGUACGCAACUCUUCUAAUUAUACAAAUGACGGAUCUAUCACAUAUUUGAAUCAAGCAUGCUCAAAUACAUUUAUUAAUCCUAGCACAAAUACUGGACUGACUGCAAGUUUGUUUUAUGUUUAUAAUGGACAACCAUUCGACACGGGUCCUGGUUGUCCAUUGUGGAGUGUCGAAUGGUAUUGUAGUUCGAAUCAAAGUACUUCUCAGAUCGGAGGAUGGAUUCUUAUUUCUGGUCUGUGGAAUACAUUAAACACUUCACUAGGAUAUAAAAUUACAGGAUAUACUCAGCAAUACUUUAUAGACGGUGUACAGCAACCCUAUGUUGAAUGUAAUCCGAAUCAUUUGUAG
Molecule: messenger RNA, 2295 nt
Organism: Didymodactylos carnosus
Lineage: Eukaryota; Metazoa; Rotifera; Eurotatoria; Philodinida; Philodinidae
Source: the annotation of a GenBank genome assembly